GCAGCUUGGAUGUUUAAAGAUCCAGCAACGAUGGUGGCAUGACCCAGAUGCGACCAGAAAAGCACAUGACAAGCCGGCAGUGGCCGGAAGCAAGUAUAUUUUCAUCAAGAGCCAGGUGCCUGUUGUUCUCCUGCAAACAGUGCGCGGAGUUGGAGCAAAGGGACAAAUAGUACACGUAAGGCGAGGCUACGCUCGGCACGUUCUUGUGCCUAAAGGCUUGGCAGCCUUUGGAACCUGGGAGAACAUUGAUGCGUUUGCGGAUCCAACGUUGAUCGCAGACCCUACGCUAAAGGCUCGUGCGGCGACGGAGAGGGGACAGCUGCCAUUCGAUUGGGUGGAUGACGUGCGUCUCCGGUUUGUUCGGCCCGCACGUGAGGACCAGAGCAUCGUGCUUCUCGAGCCGGUAUCUGUUUGGGAUGUUCUCGAGGACCUUUCCACAAACCAUGAGUUGGACUUGCUCCCUGGCAACAUCGGCAUUGGUGAUGGUGGCAUUACCAGGGUCGGCUUGCACGAGGUACCGGUGCAGAUCGCUUUCCGCAAUCCUGAGACUGCAGCAGGCAAAUACACGGUUUUAGUGGACGUUGUCUCCAAGCAGAGCCAGGACGAAGAAUUUCAGCGUGAAGAAAUGAAAAAGGCUCUCGAGCAAGGCAAGAGCUACAGACUGGUGCAGCGUGGUGGGGCCGUUGAGGUGAUCUCGGUGAUGCUGAAGCUGACGAUGAUGAAGAAGACGUCGAAUGAGAUGUCCUUCUCGCCUUUGUUGGAGGUUGACGAGGACCUGUCGGUCUCAUUGACAUGGUCCGUUGACGAGGAUGGCACGUUGCGGCACAACCCGUCUGGCAUGCGAGUAUCCCCGGACAAGGGGGUGGUCGUUGAUGGCAGAGAGUACAAACUCUCACCUCAAGACAUUGACCUGGAUCGUGAUUGCACCUUGGGAACUGGCGCUGGCGGUGUUGUCCAAGCUGGCGUUCACAAACCUACCGGUAUGCGAGUUGCGAUCAAAACGGUCAAGGUUGACAACAAGGAGAAGCGGGAGCAGAUGUUGCAAGAAAUCAAGGGCUUGGUUCUUGCUGCUGGCUGUCCUAAUUUGGUGCAGUGGUAUGCCGGCUUCGUUGGAAAGGAUACCGGGCUGGUGCACGUUGUCGUGGAGCUCAUGGAUAGGGGCAGCCUUGCCGACCUCCGGAGGCGUCUCGCAGGUCCGGUUCCGCCAGAGCAUGUAGCCUGUAUUGCGGCGCAAGUUAUUCGUGGACUGGAGCAUUUGCAAAGCAGGCGAUUGCUUCACCGAGACAUCAAACCUGAGAACGUCCUGCACAACAGCCUGGGACAGGUAAAGCUCACCGACUUCGGCAUAUCGAAGGAUUUGACGUCCACUGCUGGAGUGGCAGCAAGCUUUGUUGGCACUGCCAACUACAUGUCCCCCGAGAGAGCAUUGGGCAAGGACUACUCUUUCAGGUCGGAUGUUUGGAGUGCCGGCAUGGUAGUGUUCGAGCUGGCAAAUGGACAGUAUCCAUACAAGGCAAAGAACUUCCUGGAGCUCUAUGAGUGCCUCUGCACGCAGCCCGAGCCCCGAUUGGAUACGCACAAGUUUCCGUCAGCAUUGUGCGACUUCGUCGCGAAGUGCUUGAAGCGGGACGACGCGACGCGACCCGACGCGCAGACACUAAUUAAGCACGAGCUAGUCGCAAGCCAAGGUGCAGAGCAGGUCAAACUGCUAGCAGAAUGGCUUGCAACGCUUGCUCGUUGA
Messenger RNA from Symbiodinium pilosum, 1741 nucleotides. Lineage: Eukaryota; Dinophyceae; Suessiales; Symbiodiniaceae. The record is from the annotation of a GenBank genome assembly.